This is a messenger RNA of Gigantopelta aegis, 2269 nucleotides long. RefSeq names its product serine/threonine-protein phosphatase 6 regulatory ankyrin repeat subunit A-like. The record is from RefSeq and is a predicted model, not a curated record. NCBI's taxonomy places the organism in Eukaryota, Metazoa, Mollusca, Gastropoda, Neomphalida, Peltospiridae. Gene Ontology annotation, biological process: positive regulation of transcription by RNA polymerase II; intracellular signal transduction. The coding region runs from base 1 to 1323 and encodes 440 amino acids. The transcript is spliced from 5 exons. Gene Ontology annotation, molecular function: protein binding; transcription cis-regulatory region binding. Gene Ontology annotation, cellular component: nucleus.
AUGGCGAGCUUUCGGUGGAAGAAAAGUGCGGAAGUUUUAGAAAAAGAAAUAGAACAGGAUAAGAAACUGAUUGAUGCAGUGAACCAGGGUGACACUGAUACCGUGAAAUUGCUAUUGGAAGAAGGUGUUUCACCAGAUGCUACAGAAUACAAUAGAACUCUGUUCUACGCUUCAAAAAACUACCUCACCCCCCUUCAGUUGAGUGUAAAACACGGUUUUACAAAUAUCGUCAGAUUGUUAAUUGAAUAUAAAGGGGAUGUCAAUGCAAAAGACCGCUUUGAUGUUACUGCUGUGCAUAUGGCUUCAGAAAGAGGAAACCUGAAGAUUCUGCAAAUGCUUUUAGAGGAAGGGGCUGAUUGCAAUGUGGCCACCAAAUAUUCCAAAUAUGGAUCUUAUACAGCAACACCUCAUCCAGGAGGAACAAUACCUCUUCAUCUUGCUUCUUCUCAAAACCAUAUCAGGUGUGCAGUGGAACUCAUUUGGUAUGGUGCUGACUAUAAUGCUGUGGACGAGUUUGGCCGCACGAGUAUGUACAUUGCUGCCCAGAAUGCAUUUUCCGAGUGUGUGCUGGAACACUUGAACAAUGCAAUUCGAAUGGAUAUACUCUCACUGCCAGCGAAAGACACAAAUGAAACGCCACUCCACGAAUGUGUACGACAUGGUUUGAAUUCGUGCGUGCUAGCGUUGCUGAAACACGGGUCCGACGUGAAUCAUCGUAACUCAGCUGGACUCAGUCCUCUCCAUCUUGCUGUGCUGUCAGGAGAAAAGUUUUCCAUGGAUAUACUAAAGGCACUUGUUACCAAGGGUUACAACACAGAUGUCAAUCUUAAGGACAAACAUGGUAACUCACCUUUACAUUACGUAAGUUUCACUGACCACACCUACCAAGAAAGACGCCCGGAAGCUGCAGCAUUCUUGAUAGCUUACGGUGCUGACCACAACAUCAAAAACAAGACGGGUGAUUCUUUACUCCAGCAGGAGAUUCGCAUUAACAAGUUGGAGAAGAUUAUUCUUGAGGCCAUUAUAAACAGUACACUGAAGCUGCCAAGUCUGGAGGUGCUUUGUCCAUCUCUGUCCGUGAGUGGCAGCAGACUGCUGCAGGAAAUUGUGAACACCUCUCACAAAUCGGUAACCUCCGAGGCGUGCAAUGACAAAUUCAAGUGGUACGGUGUGUACAGCAAGGGACCCCGUUCUCUGCAGCACAACUGUCGAUGCUGCAUCAGAGACUACCUAGGUUGUUUGAGACUACGGAAUGUUCACCUACUUCCACUUCCAACGACACUCAAGGACUAUUUAUUACUCGAUGUAGAAACAUUUGGUUGAUCAUUUAUUCGUAGUUUGUAUAAUAGUACUGGUAUUAUUUUUCAGUGGAAGAAGUGUCCACAUACUGUGAUGAAAGCUGGAUCUUUCACUUGUGUAGAUAAUGCGACAUGUAAAUAGAUAAAAAUGGAUCAUGGAUUAGGAAUUUAUGACAGUAAGAUGGCAGCCAAAACAAAUGGUGUGAUUCCAAUAACUUGGUCAGUUUAGUGCUGGAACUUAUCAUCAGUCUUUUUUCAAGCCCUGAGAUGCUGGUCCGUUUUAAAUUUGCUUGCAGUUCAGUUUGAACUGUUAACAAAUAUGUUCCUCAUGCCAAAUAGGGAUAUGAAAUCACAAUGAGUUAUUUGCUCAAGAUGUUACUGAAAAUGGUUGAUGGUCAAUUCAUACCUAAUUUGGUUGCUUCAUACCAUAGUCAUUUGGUUCAUUGCAAAAGGUCAUUUUGUACCAUAGUCAUUUUGUACCAUCAUUGAAAGUAAUUUUGUAUCAUAACAUACAAAUUAAAUUUAUGUUCUCUAGUCAUAUCUUGCCAAUAUAAUAAAAGUAAUUACUAUGGUAUAUUAUUUUUCUCCUUUUUUGUGAUAAAUUGAUGAAUAACAAUAUAAAAUUGUUCAAAUUGUGACUUAACAUAAGACAAAAGUCAGAAUUUAAAAAAGUAAUAAAUAGAAAACAUUGUUUAUUUGAUUCAAUUUAUAUUGUUGUUUUUCAGAUACAGAAUUUUUCAGAAAUGUUAUUUAUUUAAUAAUAAAUGUUUAUCUCUUCCCUUCCUUUAAAAAACAAAACAAAACCAUAUCUAUAAAUAAAUUCAUUGCACCCAUCCAUUACCCUGGACAGGGUGGGAUGUAGCCAAGUGGUACAGUGCUCGCUCGAUGCACAGUUGGUCUGGGAUCGAUCCCCGUCGGUGGGCCCAUUGGGUUAUUUCUCGUUCCAGCCAGUGCACCACGACUGGUAUAUC